CCGAGGCGCUACCGUAAAAAAAAAAAAAAAAAAAAAGAGAGAGAGAGCACACUUUUCCCUCAGAGGCAGGCCCGGGUCAUGUGACACAACAAGGAGCCGCCUUUAAAAAGCCGCUCACCUGGCGAGGGGGAGUCAGAGCUGCUGCGCCAGGCGACUGAGUCGCGGGACGACGGGACAGGGAGGCCAGGCUGUUAUUUCGGGUGCUCUUACUGUGUAGCCUUAGCGCAGGGACACUCUGAACGUCCCUAAGCAGCAGACGUAGUACAGCACCCCACAGCCCUCUCUGGCUGUUAUUUUUUUGGGAGAUUCCAGGAGCUCCGGGACGGCCGCAUCCAUGACGGGCCGGGGCAGCUUCACCGAGUCGGAGCUCUCCGAGGAGGAGCUGGACGGGACCGCGCCAUGCGGGGACGGGUUCGAGGACAGCAGCAGCGACGACGGCGGCGGCGGCAGGAAGGGGUCGUCCCCCCCGCCCGAGAGCGAGGAUUUGGCGGGCGGGGCCUCCCCCGGAGAGCCCGGGGGGGCCAAGGGCCAAGGGAAGAGGCGGAGCCGGCCGGCACGGUCCAAGGCCCGGCGGGUGGCGGCCAACGUGCGGGAGCGCAAGCGCAUCCUGGACUACAACCAGGCCUUCAACGCCCUGCGUGCCGCGCUCAAGCACGACCUGAGCGGCAAGCGGCUCUCCAAGAUCGCCACGCUGCGCCGCGCCAUCAACCGCAUCGCCUCGCUGUCCGUCUUCCUGCGCGCCAACCCCGGGCCCGCCCCCUGCGCCGCCGCCGCCGUCGCCCCCCCGCUGCAACAGCGCCGGCCCUGCGUCCGUGCCGACUGCCGCGGCCCCGCCGACGAACCCGGGUCCGAGCCCCGGGAAGAGUGCGGCUUCCGGGCGCUGCCCGACCCCUACCUGUGCGGGCACCAGCCGACCGGCCUGCACGUCCACGGCCACGCCCACGGCCCCGCCCACAUCCUGCCGGGCGAACCCCAGCUCUACCCAGCGGACGCCGCGGGGCACCCGGGGCCCCCCUGCCCUCCUUCGCCGCGCUGCCCCCGCGCCUCGGCCGACGCCCCGCUCUUCGGCCCGCACGAACGAUACCCUGAGCUCCGCAGCCCCCCCAUCUACGCCGGGGGGGGCGGCGGCGGGGGCGGGGGCGGCGGGCCGGGGUCCGGCUACCAGUUCGGGGCCCGGGCCACCUGUCACCAGAACCACAUGGACGCCUUCGCGGACUGCCACCCCGCGCUGCCCCCCCUCGCCUGGCAGCUCGGCUACCUGCAGGGGGGGUCCGGGUUCCAGCAGUCCCUCAGCAUGCACUGACAGCCGGCCCACACGUGCUCCGGAGAGUUCCGGAAGGACGCCAGACAGGCAGGCGCACCAGGCGCCGCGAGACAGCGUGAGCGUCGCUCUCACGGCUGUUCAGGGGACAGAGACAGAACGC
Anguilla rostrata (American eel) is the source of this 1424-nucleotide messenger RNA. RefSeq names its product class A basic helix-loop-helix protein 9. Lineage: Eukaryota; Metazoa; Chordata; Actinopteri; Anguilliformes; Anguillidae. Gene Ontology annotation, molecular function: DNA-binding transcription factor activity, RNA polymerase II-specific; RNA polymerase II transcription regulatory region sequence-specific DNA binding; protein dimerization activity. Gene Ontology annotation, biological process: regulation of transcription by RNA polymerase II; developmental process. The record is from RefSeq and is a predicted model, not a curated record. Bases 335 to 1303 code for a protein of 322 amino acids. The transcript has a single exon.